AUGCAGGUCCAGCGACACGCCCGCGCGGCGGUCCGCGCCCUCUGCUCCCGGUGGCAAACUGGCACGCCCGCCCAGCUCGGCCUGCGGGGCGUAGCGGGAUCCAGCGCGGGGCGUAAUGCUGAGCCCGCCCCUCAGCCCGAAUCGGGACCAUCCGCCUUGCCGGACUGGCGGUCGCGCCUGGGCGUCGUGCGCACAGACUGGAGCCGUGAGGAGGUCGGGGAGGUGUACAACACCCCCCUGCUGGACCUGGUGCACACCGCCGCGGUGGUGCACCGUGCCAACAACGACCCCGCCAUGGUCCAGCGCUGCACACUGCUAUCCAUCAAGACGGGGGGCUGCCCCGAGACCUGCAACUACUGCAGCCAGUCCAGCUCGUGGAGCAAGGAGACCGGGACUAAGGCCGAGAAGCUGAUGGACCUGGACGCCGUGUACGAGGCCGCGGUGCGCGCCAAGGAGGCCGGCUCCACCCGCUUCUGCAUGGGCGCGGCCUGGCGCGGCCCCUCCCAGGUCGGCCCCCGCCAGUUCCAGCGUGUUCUGGAGAUGGUGCGUGGCAUCCGCGGCCUGGGCAUGGAGGUGUGCACCACGCUGGGCAUGCUGACCCCCGACCAGGCGGCCGCGCUGCGCGAGGCGGGGCUCACCGCCUACAACCACAACCUGGACACCUCGCGCGAGUACUACGGCAAGGUCACCACCUCCCGCAGCUACCAGGAUCGGCUGGACACCAUCGACACGGUGCGCCAGGCAGGCAUCUCGGUCUGCGCCGGCGGCAUCAUCGGGCUGGGCGAGGCACACCUCGACCGCGUGGGCCUGCUGCACCAGCUGGCCACCCUGCCCGCCCACCCCGAGUCGGUGCCCAUCAACGCACUGGUGGCAGUGGCGGGGACGCCCUUUGCCGGGCAUGCGCCGCCCAGCGGCCUGGACAUGGUGCGCUGCGUGGCCACCGCCCGCGUGCUCAUGCCACGCACGGUGGUGCGGCUGUCUGCAGGCCGCCUCACGCUGUCCUUUGCCGACCAGGCGCUGUGCUUCCUGGCCGGCGCCAACAGCAUCUUCGACGGCGACAAGCUGCUGACCACGCCCAACAACGACCGGGGCGAGGACGAGCAGCUGUUCGACCUGCUGGGCCUGAAGAGCCGGCCCGCCUUCCUGCCCUACGCCUCGGGCGCCGCCAGCUCGGCCGCCUUCCAAGAGGCGGGCGCGGGGGGGUGCGGCAGCGCAGCCGCGACCCAGCAAGCCUCGGCCACCGCCUGA
Molecule: messenger RNA, 1248 nt
Organism: Auxenochlorella protothecoides
Lineage: Eukaryota; Viridiplantae; Chlorophyta; Trebouxiophyceae; Chlorellales; Chlorellaceae
Product: Biotin synthase
Exons: 5
Coding region: 1-1248 (415 amino acids)
Biological process (GO): biotin biosynthetic process
Cellular component (GO): mitochondrion
Molecular function (GO): biotin synthase activity; 2 iron, 2 sulfur cluster binding
Source: RefSeq, a predicted model, not a curated record